Molecule: messenger RNA, 6900 nt
Organism: Linepithema humile (Argentine ant)
Lineage: Eukaryota; Metazoa; Arthropoda; Insecta; Hymenoptera; Formicidae
Source: RefSeq, a predicted model, not a curated record
UCUUUGCCAUCUUCAGCCAUUUUCGCAUAGGAAAUUUGCAACGAAUUCGAAGAAACUUUAUUGGCGAUUCUUAGCAAUUCUAGUAAACGCAGAAUUAUUUAUUCUUGAAUAACUGACUUAUACGGAGUAUCAUCAAAGUUGCGAGUCGCAAAUUACAUUAUGGCAGUUUUCACCACGUCGAGAUAUAGGCUGUUGGUGGUGAAAAACCUUGGAUCGGAUCCCGUUUGGGCGAUGGGCCGCGAUAGGUCGGCGUCUGGAGUACGCGCUCUGGCUCUGCUAGCGUCGCCAAGCGAGUGCUGCCAGACAGCCGGCCAGUAUCGUAGAGGCGCGCAGCCCGUUGCGAUCGUCCAUCCCUUAAAUCCUGUUGCAUACACCACUCUACCCGGACGUUAUACACACAGGAUACGUGUGCGACGCGGGAAAUAGCAGAAAUCGCAGAUACACGGCACGAUCUCCCUUCUCCCGUUUAAUUCCCGACAUCAUCUUGUAAACAACUACUUCGCUGCGUAUCGUGUCGGGCAACGCAGCCGUUGAUAGGACAAGCCGAGAGUGCGAUCAAUAUGAGAUUGUUCUUUCCGGCGCACAUACCGCUGGGGCGGCGAUACUACCAUGACAUGAAAGAAAUAUAGAACUACAUUUUCAGCCGGAUGCUAUCAAGGCCGUGCAAUGUGCUAUCACUUUUCGUAUAUAUCGAUGCCAGUGAAAAGCUAUCCCAUUUCGCGGCCCGCGUAGAAAGCGAAGAUCCGAGCCGACGUGCCUCUCAAAUUUCUACUUCGCAAAACUUUGUCUACUAUCGAGCUGGCGUUAGUCCGAUAUUAACACACGGUGUUCGGUUUUCACUCGAUACGCGACAUUUUGAGUAGAGAGGGACGAAAUCAAUAGCAAACUCGUCAAAGAAUCUACAGUCAAGAGGAGGUGCGCAACUUCCGCUGAUAUACAAGGCGCGCGCGAAACAGCGAAGCUACAGCAUUAACAAUAGCUGCGUAACUAUGUGCGCUAAACCUGAGUUUCUGAAGGAAGGGGAGGAGAACCAUCAAGAAGGUACAGAACUGCGAGGCCAAGUUUCGUGAGGGUUUUUGCGAAAUGCAACGUACACCGCAUGAUCGAAACUUGUACCGCAACCACCAUAUACCGAGUCAACUGUUUCUCGUUUUGCGUUACCGGCGAUGAAUGUGAGUUUACUGUUUCACACAGAACUCCCAUUCGUUCGCACGCUUAUUUGCUCAUAAGUUAUGGGCGAUAGUGAACGAUAGCAACUUCAUUUAAAUGUCAUUUCCGUUCGCGAAAACGCGAUGUAGGCGGCUAUUGGCGCGCGUCAUGAAUAUGCAUUGCUACGAAUAAACGGAUUUUUACGGCCACGCGAGGGAAGUCAACGGCAACGUAUCUUUCGUUUUGCGUUUUAUGUAUUACGAACGUAUCUUUGUUUUGCGCCUCAAAAAUAGAUCAGAAUAAACAGGGCAACGUUUUCCUACGAUCGUCUAACACAAUAAGCAAAAAAAAAGCUCUUUCGACAGAGAUUAUCAUUUGAUUUGAAGAUUAUCGUUGUAUUCACGUUAUAUUCAUAAUGAUAAUUGACGUCGAAACUUUAUGAAAAAUUCAUUAUGAUAUGAAUGAUUCAAAAACAUUUUAGCCCAGUUAUUAUGCAAUAAUCUUUAAAAUGCUAAUAAACUCCGUGCGCAUUAUCAAACGUUAUUUCGAAUCCAGUCGGCUUGUAAACUCUAUAUCGUUUCGGAAUAUCUCUCUAAAUUCACCGAAUAAUAUCUCCUGUAUGCUUUCGUGUGUAUUAUUACGCGGUAGAAUAUGUGCUUACCAAGUACCACCUCCAUUAGUGCAUGCCUGCUGAUUGGAAGAAGGUUCCUGUUGCGUACAAACAAUGCAACCUUCCGCGAAUACAAAUUCCCCACGAGAUUUAUGCGAUACCGAAUACAUAGUUUCGGAAAUUCGAAAGGCGAAUCUUUGCGUAUAAUUAUUAUUUUUCUCUAUUAUGCCGCAUUAUUUUGCGAAAUAUUGGAUUCAGGAUCCGAGAUAACUCAACGAGACACAGAUCUGCGACAAAUGAGAUGCACAGGCGGAACGAUCCGUCAUUAAUCAUCCGUCGCAGGUCAGGGUGAGACUUCAUCGAUCUUCUCAGCCGGAUGACCAACAGUGAUCGUAGAAGGCACGACGACGAAACGGUGAUCAGCGAGAAAUUCGUAAGCAUAAGGACACGCUGUAGAAUUAAUUCUAAGUCAACAUGGAAUUUUACAAAGAGGACACCAAUUUCAACAACGAGAUUCUCGUUCACGCUUGACAGACAGCGGUGACAACGCCACCGUAAUAAUAUUCAGUCUGCAAACGUCUUCGCAACAUCGGCCGGCGAACGAAAACAGAAUUGGUAGGUCUCUGCGGUUCGUCGAUCAACGCUUUUGCGGUGAGAUUCUUGUGGAAGCUCCUCUCCAUCGAAUGUCCUCGAAAAGCGAGCCUUCUGCGAAGUUUCACAAAUUGUAUGUCCCGGAGACUAGUUACGCGUUGUUCCCGAAGAACUUUCGUAUCGAUCACACGAACGUCGGACGAACUUUCUUUCGGUGCGAGUCGGGAACUUUCUGAAAACUACGGCGACGCGAUCCCGCCACUUCCUACUCCCCGCUUUCCUUUAUCUUUCACCAAAGCGCUCUCGGCUAUGAAAGAACAAUUUCACUUAAACUGUUAUAAACGCGGCGCGCCACGCUGGUGUUGCAAAAUCUCGAAGCCAAUUGAAAAUUAAGAAGAUUUCCGACGGUGUUCGCGUGGAAUACAAGGCGAAACUCUCGUCCGGAGUAACGUCGAAAAAGGAUUGCGAGCGGUGUCAUCGUAGUGAAGAAAAAUGUGCGGAACCGUUGUACCUUAAAAUUCCAAGCGUGUCGGACGACGAAAAUGGCGACCCACGUAAUGCGACGGAUGGCGGAUCUGUGCAAGAGGUAUCGCGAAAGCACGGAGAAUUAAACGGAGAUUCAGUUUUCCGGUUACUGUCGACGCCCGAUUGAAUGCACGAAGCUACCGAGAGGCGUGUCCGCCGCGCGUGAUACGCGACGGGAAGUCGACGAUAAUGCAGACUUUGUGCUCGGGGAAGAUUUUAUUAGCGACGUGACGCGAAAGCUCUCCCGCCCACGUGAUCGGCCAUAGACCACGAAAUCGUAAAAAAGCUGAAAUAGGACGUAACAUUUCCAUUUGCGUGAAACGUGACAAGAAAGUUCAGUUGGCCUAAUUUUGCAACAAUACGCGAUACAAUGUCGCAAAAAGGGGCAUUGAAUUAUGAGCGCGUGGAACAGAAUAAAUGUUUGACGAGAAUCGUUACAAAACCUCGGCCCCAUUAGGUAUUCUAUCAUAUGACGGACCAGAGUGAGAUUUUUCUUCCAGCACAAAACGUGGAACAACGAUGAACGGCGCUGGUAAAUUCCAGAAGCGAUAUUUAUUGUAUUACUGUGCGAUGCUACUCGUCAGCUAGAAAAGUUAACGUGCAAAAAAAUCGCCUCGCCGUCGUAAAACGACGGACGAAUUUCACGGCGAAACGUUAACGAUGCUUCAGUAAUCGUUAAAUAGCACCGAACGACGAUAUACGCGCCGGCUGGAGCAACGGCGGGAUGAUUAAACGCAAAACUCCCAUAAACCGGAAAUCCAUCAGACUUUCCUAAGUCGAAAGAUCGGCGUAAUAAUCAAUGACUGUGAUCUCGAUUUCUAAUUGUAGAUAAAAAAACGGGUACAAAAACUCCGUCACGAUAACGACUACAUCUACGAAGGAAAAGAGUUAUAUCAAAGCUUCGGAGAUAUCGGAAAAAAAACGCGCAUUCAUCUUCGGCGAAUGAGCCGUGAGGACAAUGGGUCUUCAUCCGGCGGGGACGACUGGUCGACGAUCUGGGACGCGGAUCUUGCAGAGAGCGCCCGUGCAUGAAACGCGAGUGGAAGUGAGUUCGAACGUCAAAUUGAAGCUGUCGGCCGUGCAGCCGGCGUUACCUUGCAGUCUAACUAACGAAGCUAUACAGUAACAGUCCGAUAUUAUCGACGUGCUCACCGCUGCCGCGAUGAAGUAAUGAAAUAGGCCCGAAAGAUUGUUACAACAAGAUCGAUAAACAGGAAAAUGGACUUGAAUUAACGGUUUCGCGUAAUCGAGAGACCGCCCACGCGUAACACAAGCUGCGAGUUCAUUCCAAAUCAAUUUUUGUCCCGUCGCUAAUGAGCGAUUUCCAAUUAAAAUCGACCAGUCGGAAAAACGCGAUUCACCGACGCGCAAUACAACACGCGCCGAAAUCAUAGGUUCGUGUUUUCGACAUCCGAUAAUUGCGCUUUCACGCGGAACAUUGAACGUGAAUAAGAAAAUCGACAACGCCGAAGGAGCGUAAAACGAAUAUUGUCGCAACAGCGGCGUCGCAACAACGAGAACACGAGAUUGAUGAAUGCUGAUUCUUUGACCAGGCGACUGAGUCUCUUCUCGUGGCAACGCAGAGUCGAAAGACGGAAAUUCCGAACAUUGCUCGAUGUUUCGAUCGUAACAUGCUCGGCUGCUACACGAGAACAGGUGUAAUACAAUUAUUGAAGUUACAUCGACGUGGUCAUGAAAACUUGGCCGAGUUAGUUGGCCACUAUACGUGGUCGACAGGAUUAUGUAAGUUAUUUGCCCUGAAAGAUAAUGGUCCCGGUGGUUUCUCUCAGCAGCAAAUUUUCAUCUUUUAAAUUAAGCGCCGAGGAAAUAUUUUUCAAGGGUAUUUGCAUAUCUCGAACACGUUCAGCGUGAAAAGAAAUAAAAUAAUACAUGAAUGUAUUAUCCAACGAUCGAUCGAUCUAACGAGUCUCUCCUUAUGACGCUAUUGAUGUUGCAAUCGCGUAUCAAGUUACGAAGAAAUCCGCGCAUCUUGAAGAAGGAAAAGGAGGAGGAGAGUAACAGAAGUGCAAACGAGGAGAUGAAAAUUGCGCGUUCCGGCUGCGAUCUUUGAGAUGGGAUAAAAAGAAAUAAACACCGCGCAAGACAAAAUUACAAACUGAAAGAUGAAUAGAGGCAACUAUUAAAGCGGUGGAAGAGAGCAGUGAGUAAAAAUACCCGACAGUCUUUCGUUCGUCUAGCUCAAACGGAAAUCACGGAGAGAGAUUAGCGAUUCGUGAUGCAGAACUUUAACGAUUCGACGUUGUUCAACACCACGUCUUACCCUUGGAACGUAACUACGUACGACUAUGACGGCUAUCACAACGGCAGCAACUAUACGGAUCUCGAGCCGCGAAAUCAAUUCGUGCUACCGUGGUGGCGGCAGAUGAUUUGGACGUUUCUGUUCGCCUGCAUGAUCGCCGUGGCAACCGGCGGCAAUUUGAUAGUGAUAUGGAUCGUGUUGGCGCACAGACGAAUGCGCACCGUCACCAAUUACUUCCUGGUGAACCUCAGCAUCGCGGACGCCAUGGUCUCCACUCUCAAUGUCAUCUUCAACUACACGUACAUGCUCAACAGUCACUGGCCGUUCGGCACCCUCUACUGCAAGAUUUCCCAGUUUAUCGCGGUCCUCACCAUAUGCGCUAGCGUCUUCACUCUGAUGGCAAUAUCCAUUGAUCGGUAUAUGGCCAUCGUGAAUCCCUUGAGACCACGUAUGGGAAAAAAGGCGACACUAUGCGUUGCGAUCGUUAUUUGGAUCGUCGGAGUAAUUCUUUCUUUACCGAUGCUGGUUUUCUACACUACUUAUACUCAGAACUUCAUAAACGGCGAAGUCCGCGUCAUUUGCUACGGUGCUUGGCCAAACACUUACGAUGAAUAUUUAUACAACGUUGUCUUCACGAUAUUGACAUAUUUUUUACCAAUUGGAUCCAUGACGUUCACAUACGCCAGGGUCGGCCUGGAAUUGUGGGGCUCGCAGAGCAUCGGAGAAGCUACAGCCAGGCAGCUAGAGAACAUUCGAAGCAAACGAAGGGUCGUAAAAAUGAUGAUAGUCGUGGUAGUAAUAUUCGCAGUGUGCUGGCUUCCGUUUCAUAUGUACUUCAUAGUAACGUCUUAUCUGCCAGAGAUUACAACUAAACCGUAUAUCCAGGAGGUCUUUCUGGGCAUUUAUUGGUUGGCGAUGUCCAACAGCAUGUACAACCCUAUUAUUUAUUGCUGGAUGAAUACUAGAUUUCGCCGUGGCUUUGCCCAGUUCUUUUUCUGGUGUCCGUGGGUGCGAGUGUCAACGGAGCCGUCGCUAUCGCGUUCGGAGGCUGUGACGUCCCGGUACAGCUGCACCGGUAGUCCGGACAUGCAUACCAGAAUAUCGCGGAACGGUACGUCUUCGUGCACCCUCUCGGAGCACACUUGCACCACCGGCUCCACGACGCCUAGAAGCGCGUCGCAGCCUCGCCUUGAGCACGCUGACUCGGUCCAAGGAGAUGUGCAAAUCUCCUCCAUAGAUUUGCGCCACUUGGCGCCCGACGUCGUCACCGACGGUGAUGUUGUCGCAUCCAGAGAUUGCACCUCGCACUGACUACCUUCGCGAUAUUCCGUACAAAGUUUACGACUCCAGAUAUAAAAAUCAAUUUAGCGAAAUAGCGAGUCGGCACGUGAUUCUUCAUCUAUUCAACGCGUUUUUAACGUUAAACUAAAAUUAUAUCUAAAUAUAGAAUUCCUAUUCUUGAUACAAAUCAGAAGCAAAAUCUCCGAAUUUUUAUAUCAAUCUGUUACUAAAACGACUAAUUCCUCACAGUGAAAUGUUAAAUAAGAGAAAUAUUAUAAUUUCAACGCGGCACGCGGUGCAUUAUUUCUCAUAAUAUUUUAAUUAACCAAAUGGUUUAUUAUUUUAUUAUCAUUAUUGUUAUGCAUAUCGAUAUUAUAAUUUCCGAUACCGCCGCACAAAAGCCCAUCAAAUUUGUUUCAUGAAAUAUUUUUCAUUCCAUUAAUUUAAUUAGUUGUUGUUAUCAUUUUAGUUAUGUUAUAAAUUA